AUGACGCCACAAAUAAUUCCGUUUUUCUUUAUGCAUCAAUUCACAUAUGGUUUUCUAGUUAUCUUACUAACUUUACUUUUACUAUCUUAUGCGUUCUUAUCCAUGAUUUUAAGAUUAUAUCUCUCUAGAAUAUAUUUAUCUAAAUGA
This is a messenger RNA of Eremothecium gossypii ATCC 10895, 147 nucleotides long. Its product is annotated as AGL367W-Ap. Gene Ontology annotation, molecular function: proton transmembrane transporter activity. The coding region runs from base 1 to 147 and encodes 48 amino acids. Gene Ontology annotation, biological process: proton motive force-driven ATP synthesis. The transcript has a single exon. NCBI's taxonomy places the organism in Eukaryota, Fungi, Ascomycota, Saccharomycetes, Saccharomycetales, Saccharomycetaceae. The record is from RefSeq and is marked provisional.